Fusarium vanettenii 77-13-4 is the source of this 1110-nucleotide messenger RNA. RefSeq lists its product as uncharacterized. The coding region runs from base 1 to 1110 and encodes 369 amino acids. The record is from RefSeq and is a predicted model, not a curated record. The transcript is spliced from 4 exons. NCBI's taxonomy places the organism in Eukaryota, Fungi, Ascomycota, Sordariomycetes, Hypocreales, Nectriaceae.
AUGCGCUCUCUUCUGGCUCGGAUAACUGGGAUACCUCCAGUCCGCGUGAAAAUAAGGCCGGAAUACGAUUAUGUGUUUCUUCGCGGAUAUGGAGAAGAAGCUGUUGGACAGUAUCUCCGAGGUAAAGUCACUCUCUCUGUCCGUGGAGGUGAAAGUGUCAGGGGAGUUCAACUCAGACUGUCUCACCAAAUUUCUCUUUGGGAUCACAAGACAGGGUCUGGUGAUGAAACGAAAGUGGAAGCAUCAGUCGUGAACGAAUGGGAUUCUUUCCUAGUUGAAGGCCAGCCGAGCGAAGUAUCUAGGUCUGGAAGGGUCUACGAAUGGCCCUUUGAGGUGUUCAUCCAAGGCCAUCAAGAGGAGUCUUUCAGGGGGUGCGCCCGUUGCUCCAACACUUAUCGAUUGGAUGUUUUCACCAUCCACGAAGAUUCCUCACAAACACUCCAGGAUUUUAUUCCUAUCCGGAUAAUCCGCUUACCUUCGCUCUCUGCCUACGAGUUGAUGGAUCCUGUCACCGAACAGGGUAAAUGGCUUGGAAAGAUCCAGCACAGUGUGUCACUGGGCCACAAGGCCAUUGCUUUGGGAGGCCUCAUCCCAAUUCACGCAGAGCUGGCUAAAAUCGAGGAUGGAGUCCAAGUAACAAAAGCAAGGUUUUGCCUCUAUGAACACCACAAGACACUGGACGAUGGUGUUGCGUCCUAUGAAGGACGCAGGCUCGUGGAGGAGUGGCCGCUCGAUUUGACCAACACCAACGAGAAGAUUCAAACCUGGGAGCAGUGUUUGAGACUACCAAAGGUAGUCAGGAAGUGCUCGCCGGACCUAGAUGCUUGUGGCGUCAUCAUCAGCCACACACUGCACUUUGCUGUAACGCUGAAGGAGGGCGACACUGAAGCAGACUAUGAAACAUCACUUCCAAUUACGUUGUUUGUCUCCCCAGAGCUACCAAUCAACGGCUGGGGCGCUUUCGUACAGGAGAAUGAUCAGGCCACUAAGGGUGCUCUUGAGGCCUUGUCGGAAGGCAUUCAAGCCCCACCAAGGUAUUGCAAGAUUGACGAGGGAGACAGGCAGUACGAGAUUAUUGUGGAUGCUCCUCCAGCUUACAGCAGGCUGUGA